This is a messenger RNA of Ctenocephalides felis (cat flea), 1085 nucleotides long. It is a transcript of the gene JMJD7, whose product is annotated as jmjC domain-containing protein 7. The transcript is spliced from 5 exons. The coding region runs from base 78 to 1085 and encodes 335 amino acids. NCBI's taxonomy places the organism in Eukaryota, Metazoa, Arthropoda, Insecta, Siphonaptera, Pulicidae. The record is from RefSeq and is a predicted model, not a curated record. Gene Ontology annotation, molecular function: 2-oxoglutarate-dependent dioxygenase activity.
GUCAAUAUCGUAUUUCAUUUAAAUUUAAUAAUUAUAUGAUAAUUAAUAGUGUCUUUAUAUAAUUAGAAGUAUUAAAUAUGGAAAAUGUAAAAUUAGCAAAUGCUUACGAAAUAUUAUCAACAGAAGCAAGAGAACUAUUUCUUGGCUCACAAGUAUCAGAAGUAUAUCAUACACCGAAACCUUUAGAAUUUUAUAGAAAUUAUGUAUCAAAAAAUAUUCCUGUCGUAUUUAGAAAUAUUAAUCAGAAUUGGUAUGCCGUUCAACAUUGGAAUUCGGAUUAUAUGAGUGAAAAAAUAGGUGAUAAAAUUGUCACUGUAGCCGUAACUCCAAAUGGAUAUGCAGAUGGCCUAACUUCUCAUUCCGAUGUAAAAUGUAAAGAUUUUGAAGAUCUUGAAUACUUUGUGAUGCCUGAAGAAAGAGAAAUGCGUAUGCAGGAAUUUUUAGAAUCUCUAAAUAACAAAAAUAGUAACGAGAUUAUGUACAUACAGAAGCAAAAUUCAAACCUGACUCUGGAUUUACCUGAGCUUUCUAAAGACGUACCUGCAGAUAUUUCUUGGGCCAGUGAAGCUUUUGAUAAAGUACCGGACGCUGUAAAUUUUUGGAUGGGGGAUAGCAGAGCUAUUACUUCAAUGCACAAAGAUCCAUACGAAAACAUAUAUUGUGUAAUAUCAGGCUACAAAGAUUUCAUAUUAAUACCUCCAACCGAUAUGCAGUAUGUUCCAAAAUCAUUGUAUCCAGUGGGAACUUUUGAAAAAGUAAAUGAUAACUUCGCAAUCAAACCAUGGACUGAAACUGGAGCUGAAACAAAUACUGAGACACCAUUAAAUAUUAAACAAAUAUCCUGGGUCAGCAUUGACCCUCUCAAACCGGAUUUAAAAAGAUAUCCACAGUAUAAUAAAUGUAAUAUUUACCAUGUCAGAGUUAAUGCCGGUGAUGCCUUAUAUUUGCCCAGUCUUUGGUAUCAUCACGUAAGACAGAGUCAUAAAUGCAUCGCUGUGAAUUACUGGUAUGAUAUGGAAUACGAUUCUAGAUAUUGUUAUUAUAAAAUGAUGGAGCACCUUUGUGGAUUUGACAAUGUUUCAUAA